Molecule: messenger RNA, 829 nt
Organism: Frieseomelitta varia
Lineage: Eukaryota; Metazoa; Arthropoda; Insecta; Hymenoptera; Apidae
Gene: RpS3
Product: 40S ribosomal protein S3
Exons: 4
Coding region: 66-794 (242 amino acids)
Biological process (GO): positive regulation of apoptotic signaling pathway; translation
Cellular component (GO): nucleus; cytosolic small ribosomal subunit
Molecular function (GO): RNA binding; structural constituent of ribosome
Source: RefSeq, a predicted model, not a curated record
UGUCAUUUCCGUUUCUGGUUGUUCCUUUUAGAUUUUCAAUUCCUUUUGAGUUGACAGCAUAAAACAUGGAUAACCGUUCAAUUUCGAAGAAAAGAAAGUUUGUUGGAGACGGAGUCUUCAAAGCUGAAUUAAACGAGUUUUUAACUCGUGAACUCUCUGAAGAUGGAUAUUCUGGAGUAGAAGUACGUGUUACUCCCCAUCGUACGGAGAUUAUAUUGUUGGCAACUCAUACACAGAGUGUUCUUGGUGAAAAAGGUCGUAGAAUCCGGGAACUGACUUCUGUUGUACAAAAACGUUUUAAUUUCAAAGAAACCCAAAAUAUUGAAUUGUAUGCUGAAAAAGUUGCAACUCGUGGUCUCUGCGCUAUUGCUCAAGCCGAGUCCCUACGUUUCAAAUUAAUUGGGGGUCUAGCUGUUAGAAGGGCUUGUUAUGGAGUUCUCCGUUUCAUCAUGGAAUCAGGAGCAAAGGGUUGUGAAGUGGUUGUUAGUGGUAAAUUACGUGGACAAAGAGCAAAAUCAAUGAAAUUUGUUGAUGGAUUAAUGAUCCACUCUGGAGAACCAACCAAUGAAUAUGUCAAUACUGCCACUCGUCAUGUACUCCUUCGACAAGGUGUACUUGGUAUCAAAGUAAAAAUUAUGCUCCCAUAUGAUCCUCAUGGCAAAACAGGUCCCAAAAAGCCUCUUCCAGAUUCUGUUUCAAUUGUUGAACCAAAGGAUGAGAUAUUUCCUUCACAACCAACAUCUGAAGUGAAAGCAUCGAAGGAUUUACCACAACCUAUGCCACUCGCAGUGUAAUUUAUAUAUAAAUGAAAAUAAACUUUUAAAAGAAA